CAAAAGAAAUGCCUGAUGACUGAUUCCAUCUUUUGUACAGUUCCAGAAGAUGUUCCAGGCCACUGGCCUUCCUGGGGAGAUGGAUGUCACAGAGAUCACUGAUGUCAGGUCAGGCAGUGUGAUUGUGGACUUCACAGCCAAGCACUCCAUCCUUGCCAACGAGACCAGUCCAGAUGUGAACACUCUGAAGCAGGCCAUGGAGACCCAGCUGAGAACGGGGCGGAUGGGAGGCCUGGCUGCCAACAGCAAUGGAUUUGCCCUGUCUGUCCAAGGUCUGGAGACAACAACAACACCCAAGAUGACCCCAGUACCAAGGGUCGCUGAUGACACCCUCAUCAUCAUCAUCGUGGUGGUGCUGGUCUGCCUCACGGUCAUCGUUGUUGCCAUAGUCGCUGCCGUCAUCCACACAAAGAGAAAACAGAAGCGGAAGCUUCCUCCCACGCCCACUGCCAACAUAGGCCACCAGAACAAGGCCUUCCGCGGUAGCCGUGACAGUGGCAUCAUGCAGGACAUCAACAACCAGAGUAUGCUGCCAGGCCAGAGGUUCGACCAACACAUCUAUGAAGACUUGAAUCAGUUCAGGAUCGAUCACUACGCCGAGUCCGAGUUUGUACCCAAGACAGACUUUGAUAAUGCUGUUAAUCAGUCCAAGAGUGCAAAAAGCAGGCGUGACCUCCCUCCCGUACCCCAGAGCUCACAGUAUACAGACAUGUCAGGAGCAACUAACACCAUCAAACAGGCCAUGAUGUCGGAGGAAUAUGUGAUGGAAGAUCACAACACGUCCACGUACCAAGACCUGAAGCCUUCAGAAUACCAAGGUCUUGUGAAACCUCAUAACCAACAGGUUAGGAAGAGAAUGAACAGUAGUAAUGAUGGUCACAGUGUUGUGUACCAGAAUGAAGCAUUUGUCAAUGAUGAGAUUUUACCCAGCCCUCCACCUGGCAGUAAGAUUGUGUAUGAGAAUGAAGAUGACAGCUUUAACAAAGCACUACCUUCAACAAGGUUAUAAUACACGUGUAUAGGGAAGAUAUUCAAGACAAAAAACACCAAAGAUACUGUAUAUCAACCAAACACCUUUUGGUAAGGUGUAGAGAGGAAAUUUUAUUUUGAGACAAUCAUAUCAUUGUUGUAAAUAGUUACACAGGUGCCUUAAGUUGCAUUAGCCUGUAUCUGUGCACAUACUGUAUGUGUAAACAACGCAUUAGAAAGUGUUGCUGCAAUAAGCCAUAUGUGUUGCAUGAACAACAGCUAAAUAACAACACAGUUCUUGCCAAGAGCUAUGGAUCAAAACUAGCAUCUAAUGCAGAAAUCUAUGAAUAUUAUAUAUGUUUAGCCAAGAGGAUUGAAUUGUUUUAUAUGUGAUGUAUAAUUAUAUCAAGACUGCAUAGUGACUUUGAUGAUUUUUAAAAUGAGAUGGUGACAACAUAAUGUUUGUAUGAUUUUUUAAAAACCUGUGUCCCUAUGUCUGGUGCAUAAUGUAGUAGAACUGUUACAUCAUAACUUACAUGUACUUUGUAUUGUAGCAAUCUAGUGAGAAGCUAUUUUGACAUGAAAUCAUCAUAAUAAAAUCAUUAUAAUCUAUCAAAAACGUCUAUUAAAGUUAAAAAUAUUAACCUAAGUAUUGCACUUUCUUCUUUCUGUGAAAGCACAAGAGACAAUAAAUAGAAUGGAGAUGAUAGUGAUAUAAAAACCCAAUGUUGUUGCAUACAAUUGCUGUAUUCGUUACUGUAAGAUGUAUAUUAAGUCAAAUAUUUGAUACUAGAUGUACAUAAUGCUAACUGUGGUUUUCCAUGUAAUUUUACCAAAAAUGAGCUGAGUUUUUAUAUACUUGGGGCUGGUAUCCCCUUAAAUACUACUGGUAUACAAUGUAGUAGCAAGAAUCGAUGUGAAAAGUCAAUACUAUGAAUGAUGGUGGAAAUCAUUUUGUAUAUUGUAAAGUUUUAUAUAGAACAAUUAAAGAGGCUGGUGAUUGAAAAA
This is a messenger RNA of Branchiostoma floridae (Florida lancelet), 1977 nucleotides long. RefSeq lists its product as uncharacterized. The transcript is spliced from 3 exons. Lineage: Eukaryota; Metazoa; Chordata; Leptocardii; Amphioxiformes; Branchiostomatidae. The record is from RefSeq and is a predicted model, not a curated record. Bases 50 to 1009 code for a protein of 319 amino acids.